UCCGGUUUUUAAAAGAGGGUUUGGGAGGAUUUGAGGGGGGCGGUGUGAGUGACGUUCCGUCCACACUCCAUACCAGUUGGUGGUGGUAAUGCACAAUUCAGCUGUUUGCCAACCGCCCAUAAAAUUUAGAACUAAAAGAAGAAGUCUUCCGUUGGAUAUGAACGUUUUGUCUGUUUUUGUAUGUGGUGUGUGUUUUGUUUUGUCUUUUUUUACGCUUUUGCUGAAUUCUGCCUCUAAAGAAUUGGAAUGAAGCGCCACCUGACAAGCUAAACCCGGAGAUUAAUAACCCAUCACUCCCUAUGAAUAUGGCGGCAAAAGAAAACGUAAACAGUCGCCAAUUUGAUACUGAAUCCGUGGUGAACCGCUGGGUAGUGGAUUAUUAUUUGUUUUUGGCGCUAGAGUUGUUUAAAAAGGAACAAUAUGAGGAUUUCUGUGCCAUCACAGAUGUACUCGACAGUGUCUUGGUUCGUCCUUAUGGGCCCAUUGAUUUCAUGCCACAAAAGAUUCAAGUGUGGCGGUUUCUUUGCCGGAUAAAUGAAGGUGACAAACCUGCUGCAGACACGUCUUCUCAGUCGGUAUGUCCUCUGGAAUCAGCCCUAAUGUUGCUGGAAAGUAUGAGCCAGGAGUUCAGUAUCCCACAACAGGAUUACAAGAACGUAUGCACUUCAAUUAAAGAAAUGAUUAUAAUGCUUUCUAUUAAGAAUGGAAAAUUUGAGAAAGCAGGAAAGGUGCUGAACAAGCACUUUACCAAGAAGAUGGAUGGCAGGAGAAUGCUGUUCAUGGGUCUUAUCAGCAAGAAAAAUAAAAAGCAUGAAGUAAUUGAGCAAAUCAACUUUGCACGGUUCAAGAUGGAGAUGCUGGCUUUUUGUGAAAGGCUCUGCCCAUCAAGCGUUCCCUUUCUCCAAAAGGCUGCAAAUCGGCUUAUUCAGGAAAAGAAUAAGGAACAAGACAGCAGUGCAGCUAGAGCUGAUGAGCAAGUCCAACCGGUCCCCUCUUCAAGUCCACAAGUAAACAUGGUCCAGUCUGUACCGUGCAAGCAUUCAACUAUCCAGAGGACCAGGCUAGAAGCAGCCUACAAAGCCUUGGCUACAGGAUUAAAUGAGAGAAUGUUUUCUCAGCUGGAGGAAGAAGUGGAGACAGAGGACCAGGAAAGCGAGCAUAUGUGUCUGCAACUCUCACCUGAUCCUAAAAUGGACACCAAUUUGGACUUGGAGCAGGAAGUGUUAUUUCAGAGAGACUCAGGCAGCCCCAUGGAAGCUUCACCGGCAGACCAACCACCACAAGCAGAUGCUGUUCCACAAACUCAGGAAAGUUCGCUCUCAAAGACAACUUCUGUGCCAUGGAACGGACAGCUUUACACUCUGUCUCGGCUGGUGAUGGAACCAGAUAGUCAGGCAAGUUCACAGUGCUCAAAGGUUUCAGAGGAACUAGAGACCGAGGCCAGAGUAGAAAAAGCACCACAGACACUGGCUCUGUCAAAUAAAAGAGACUCACAGUGUCCAGUUACUGACCAAGAAGUUUCCAUACCAGCACCAAAACGCCACAGAAGGACCAACAGAAUUAACAGGAGAGUUUCAACUAGUUUUGCUGAGUUGUCAGCAGAGAGUGAGGAGGACUCUCCUCAUUCUGUGGCCAGCACAGCAGUUAGUGUGAAACGUCAUAACCAGUCCAGUAGUUCACCCACCAGAAACAUCAACAAGUCAAAACAGUCGUCAUCAGACAGUGAAGGAGAACCACAGAAGCUCUCAGAGCCUUCAGUGAAGGUCUCUCCCAGUCUGCUCCCUCUGCACUCUGUUCCUCAGACAAGCUCCACUCCUCACAAGGAUUCUGCUCAACUCAGCAACAACUCCUAUUCAAAGAAAAAGUCUAAAAAGUCAAUACGGUUAUCGUCAGACAGCGAGGAAGACCCGAAGGAGCCUGUGACCUGCAAGAAAACUCCAGUACAAAAGCCUCAUAAGCAGCUGUCCAGUGAUCCUGUGGACAAUCAAGUGAAUCAAGAUGAUACGGAUGACAUCCAUAUUACAGACUCUUCAGUGGAGAGCUCGCCAAGUCAGUCCCCUUCUCACCCCAUCCCACAAACGAUCUCUACUCCUCACAAGGACUCUGCUCAAAAGAACGUCCAUUCCCAUUUAGAAUGGAAGCAACGGUACCAUAAUGCAAAGGAGACCAAGGAGGUAUGGAGCGACGAAGAAUUGUAUUUUACCUCCAAAAAGAGAAGCUUAGACAUGAGCACCAUUUCAAAUUCAGGCCAAAGGAAAAGAAAAUGGACAGAGAGUGAGACGCAGAAGUUAAAAGACGGGGUCAAAAAAUUUGGAGAGGGCAACUGGAGCAAGAUAAAGGCAUAUUACAAAUUCAAAGAUCGAACAAAUGUCAACCUGAAGGACAGGUGGAGAACAAUGAAAAAAUCAAAUAUCGUCUGACUCACCAAAGCCCAUUUCAUUUUAUCCCAUCUCCAUUUAUUUGUUUUGGUUUGUAAAUGUUGAAUGUUUGUGGGUCAAAGAUUGUUUCUUUUUGAGGAAGGGAUAACAGAAAUUGCAGUAAUAGUGACUAUUGUAGCAUCUCUGCAGCCCUAAAUAACAAACCCACUUGUUGAAUUGAUACAGAGAUGGGAAUAGCUUUAAAAGUCAGUAUGUUACUCAGUCUUAUGAUCUCGGAAAAGCAGAACAGACCUUUAAUUAAAGAUAUGAAAGCUGCAAAAUAUCCAUAUAGCUAAGAUCUACAGGUAAUUUUUUCCUCCCACACAAACUAUUUGUAAAAAAAAAAAGAUUUUAAUUUAAAUAAUACAGAGAUGUGGAUUUAUUUCAAGAUUCAAGUUACAAAAAACAUACACACAAAAACAAAACCCUUCUCAUUUAAUACAACAGGGAGGGGACAAACCAGGAAAUUCUGCAAAUGGCAGAAGUGAGUCAAUAGACAGAUUGUUUGUUUUAGCCUCUGGACUGUAGGGAAGUGUUCCAGGUAUAACAGCUGCUCGUGAAGUAGGAACUUUGAUCAGAUCAUGUCACUAUAAAAUGUUUAGCAGCUAAAAGUUGAACCUUUGACUUUGAGUGAGUGUUACUGUUAAAAAUAAACAGUUUGACAGUC
Maylandia zebra (zebra mbuna) is the source of this 3084-nucleotide messenger RNA. RefSeq lists its product as uncharacterized. Gene Ontology annotation, molecular function: protein homodimerization activity; telomerase activity; double-stranded telomeric DNA binding. Gene Ontology annotation, cellular component: shelterin complex; chromosome, telomeric region; nucleus. Lineage: Eukaryota; Metazoa; Chordata; Actinopteri; Cichliformes; Cichlidae. Gene Ontology annotation, biological process: regulation of telomere maintenance via telomerase; negative regulation of telomere maintenance via recombination; telomeric loop formation. The record is from RefSeq and is a predicted model, not a curated record.